Psylliodes chrysocephalus is the source of this 831-nucleotide messenger RNA. NCBI's taxonomy places the organism in Eukaryota, Metazoa, Arthropoda, Insecta, Coleoptera, Chrysomelidae. The record is from the annotation of a GenBank genome assembly.
AUGGAGAAAAAUCCUUUUUUCACGCCACCCUCUGAGGAUAGCCACAUAGCUUAUAAUGACCUCUCUAUGGAAGCAGAAGAUAAUCCCAGCAGUGCAGAGAACACUCUAAUCUAUCAAAGUGCGGAAAACUCACCCCUAGACAUAAGCGGUAUAAACCCCGAAAGUGCGAUCAACACCAGCGAAAGUGCGAGAAACGUAAAUAGUAGUGAAACUAAAAACAGUGAAAAUUGCGAUAGUGAGGUUAACCCUAAAAUAGACAGUGAACGCACCUUUAAAAAUUUCGAGUCCGCGUAUAAAACCCUGCUGAUGCCGAGUUCGGUUACGGCAAGAGUGUUAAACUUCGGGACGGACUUACAUUCUACGACCUCCAGUGAAGAGGAGGAAGGUAUCGCCCCCGAAAACUCUACUCCCAAAGAGGAAAACAUCUCUCCUCCAGAAACAGUAGAAGUUGAAAAUGACGGGGAAGACGAGUCAGAUAAAGACAACUCAGAAUUUCAGAAGCCAAGAAAAUUUAAAAAAUUCAAAACUAACUUUAUGAAACUUCUGGAAUGCAAAGCUACAGCAUCAAUACCACUAAGCAACAAAUACGACUCCCUUAGUGAAAGUGAAGCAGAACCCGAGCAAAACACCGUAACAGCUCCCACAAAUAAAGGUAAAGCCACCCCCAACUUCCCAAUCAAGGGUAAUUCCACGAAAAGCAGCAUAAUAAUAGACAAAACGGCACCGAAAAUAAAUAAAAUGUCCUCUAUCCCUCCUAUAGUGGUAGAAGGCCGAACAGACAAUCACGCAAGCCUAACUAGUGACCUCCAAGCAAUAAUAAAAAGGAAAUAG